This is a messenger RNA of Fukomys damarensis (Damara mole-rat), 1983 nucleotides long. RefSeq names its product F-box protein 5 (gene Fbxo5). Bases 592 to 1944 code for a protein of 450 amino acids. The transcript is spliced from 5 exons. Gene Ontology annotation, biological process: negative regulation of meiotic nuclear division; regulation of mitotic nuclear division. Gene Ontology annotation, cellular component: nucleus. The record is from RefSeq and is a predicted model, not a curated record. Gene Ontology annotation, molecular function: protein binding. Lineage: Eukaryota; Metazoa; Chordata; Mammalia; Rodentia; Bathyergidae.
CGACCUAGGGCCGGUGGGGGGAGGGUCGGCUUCGGGAAAGCCCGCAUUCUCCGAAGACCAGAGUUGCCACUCAUCGGACUCCCAGUUGUGAGAGGAUCGAAGAAAUUCGAGUAUCAUCUGUACCAUCAGAGAGCGUCAGAUCCAAGCCGGAGCUGCCUUCAGGAUGAAAUUAAGACUUGCAGGAGGCCGGUUCUCAAGAGGGAGGAUGGGGAGAGCGGCCGGUGCACACCUGCGCGGUAGGCCCUCUCCACGUGCGGCUGGGCGGUGGGCUCAAGGCCCUAGGAAGCCCCGCCCCUGGCCUCAGCAUCUUUCGGUACGGACUGAGAGACAGGACGGUAGGGGGUUAGGCUUUGCCGCUAAGGCCCCGCCUCGCUGCUUCCAAUUGGCCACGGGAGAACGAGUCCCCUCCUAUCGCUUUUUUAUUGGUGCGAGCGUGCGAGACGCUCGUCCCAUUGGGCCGCGAGGAUUUGGGCACCAAAUUCAAAGAUUUUAAAAGUACCAGCUGGCGCCUUUUAAGAGCUACAGCUCUGUGGAGCGGGCAGCCAGCUGCGCCCCCGGUGUCUCGCUAUUCCUUUACCUGAGACAGAGCGCAUGUCCUCUGGCAUGAGCCGGCGCCCCUGCAGCUGUAUCGCUCGGUCACCCUCCUGCUUGUGCAGCUUCAGCCCAGUGACAGCCGCCGGGCGCCCUCGCCCCUCGGACGGUUAUAAAGAAGAAAGUUCCACUCUUUAUGUCAAAAUGAAGUGUGAUAUUAAUUGUAAUCAUAUUCAUCCUGAAAUUAAACUGGUAAAACCUGAUGACAGUGGAAGACAAGAUUUCUACAGUCCUGCUUAUUUGGAAGGUUCUUGUAAAGACUGCAUUAAAGAAUAUGAAAGGUUAUCAUACCUUAGUUCUCCAAUUGUGAGCCCUCGGACUGUAGAAUUUGAAACGAAAAGCAAGCCUUUGCAUAAUAAGGAAAAUAGACAUGUUGAACAAACACUUAAUAGUUCAAAUGAAAUAGAAGAACUAGAGACCAAUAGGCUUUACGAAGACAGUGGCUAUUCCUCAUUUACUCAACAAAGUGGCUUCAGUGAACGUGAAGAGGAUAGCCUCACUCUGGAAGAAAAUUUCAGAAGCAGACCACAGUCCUGCCUGCCACAGACACAAAACCCAGACCAGUAUCCCAACAAAAACUUAAUGCCAGUUCUUCAUUUUGAAAAAGUGGUUUGUUCAACAUUAAAAAAGAAUGCCAAGCGAAAUCCUAAAAUAGAUCGAGAAAUACUGAAAGAAAUUAUAUCCAGUGGAAAUUUUAGACUACAGAAUAUAAUUGGCAGGAAGAUGGGCCUAGAAUUUGUAGAUAUUCUCAGUGAACUCUUUCGAAGGGAGCUGAAACAUCUCUUAGCAAAUAUUUUGGCUCAACUCAGUGAUAUGGACUUAAUCAAUGUGUCUAAAGUGAGCACUACUUGGAAGAAGAUUCUAGAAGAUGAUAAAGGGGCAUUCCAGUUGUACAAAAAAGCAAUGCAAAGAAUUACUGAAAAGAGCAUUAAAUUUUCACCACACGCUUCAACCAGAGAAUAUGUUAUGAUCAGAACGGCAUUAGCUUCUGUUCAAAAAUCAGCAUCCCAGACUCUUCCCAAAAAAGAUGCUCAAGUCAAGUUAUCCAAGAAAGGUGAUCAGAAAAGUUCUACAUAUAGUCGACACAGUGAAUUCUCUGAGGUUGCCAAGACUUUGAAAAAGAAUGAAAGCCUCAAAGCCUGCAUCCGCUGUAAAUCACCUGCAAAAUUUGAUUGCUAUUUACAGCGAGCAACCUGUGAACGAGAAAGUUGUAGGUUUGAUUAUUGUACAAAGUGUCUAUGUGAUUACCAUAGCACUGAAGACUGCUCAAAUGGCAAGCUGCUAAAAACCAGUUACAGAAUGGGUCCUCUUCCUGGUACUAAAAAAAGUAAAGAGAGUCUACGAAGAUUGUGACGUCUAACUAAAUCAAUUUAAAUUAUCAUGAAGGUUAAU